AUCCAACAGGAAUCUUCUGGAAAUGUGACCCUGGAAUUCGCCAACGGUGCAUUUCUCAAAGAAGGAUAUGAAGUAAAAUCUCAGUUCAAGAACGUCUUAGAACAAGACUUCCAAUCCACAGUUGAGUCUGUGCUAUUUUCUGACCCCCCUGCAGCUGCUGAAGAGAUAAAUUCAUGGGUUGCAGAUCACACACACAACAAAAUCCAGGACCUUCUGUCUCCAGCCUUGUUAGAUGCUUCAACCCGUUUGGUCUUGGUCAAUGCCAUCUACUUCAAGGGAUUUUGGAAGACACCUUUCCAAAAGAGGGAUACCAGAAGUGACAAUUUCUUUACUGAACCAAACACAGCAAAACAAGUUUCUACCAUGCAUCUGCAGUUUAAUUUCUUAACAGGAAAUCUUCUAGACUUGAAUUCACGAUGGCUGCAACUUCCAUUCCUGGUAAAUGCUCUCUUAGGAAAAUACGAAUACUUUUUCAUGUUAUAAUAUAUCGAAUAACCCAAAUAUAAGGCAAUUUUUUAAUACUGCUUCAUACAAAAGAGGAGUCGCCUUAAUUUCGGGUACUUAAAAAUAAAUUCGAAGAAGAUAAAUGUGGGGAG
Molecule: messenger RNA, 596 nt
Organism: Cryptotermes secundus
Lineage: Eukaryota; Metazoa; Arthropoda; Insecta; Blattodea; Kalotermitidae
Product: serine protease inhibitor 3/4-like
Exons: 2
Molecular function (GO): serine-type endopeptidase inhibitor activity
Source: RefSeq, a predicted model, not a curated record